CGCGUCUUUCCAGUUCCGACAGACAGGGCGAGAACAGGAUCGGAGCUUGUCCUGGUUAGCUGCAGCUUGCAUUCCGACCGCACACCCCGACGUACACCGCGCCUCGAACACAUCGGUCCGGUCUGUGAGAUCUCGGCUCGAAGCACAAUUUCUUUGGCGGAUCGGUCGACACUCGACGCGCGUGCGGUUUCCUUCGCGACCCGGACGACCGCGUUGCCGGCUUUCACGUCGACCGUCGCACCGUCGACGAGGUGUUCGCCCCCGAAUCGCCCCCCCAUCCCCAACACCUCAUGGAUCACCACUUCCUCCCAUCAGCACUACCCACCGGCGCAGGAUAUCCCGUCGGAGACACCCCUUUGGCAUCGCCGACGAUCUUCCAACCCGACCCACUGCACACCCAAACCUUUCCUUCCGCAGAGUACGAUGGUUACAGCAACUUCCCCGAAACGGGCCAAGCGAUCUUACCCGCCAACAAUGCGCAGCGUCGGAAGCGGCGGCCGCUGGGUCCCGAGCACACGAAGCACAGACGUACCCGGAGCGGCUGCUACACGUGUCGACAGCGACGUGUGAAGUGCGACGAAACCCAUCCGAUCUGCGAACGUUGUCAAAAAGGGGGCCGAGAAUGCGCGUAUCCCGGAUCGAACUCUUCGAGCUCGGGCAGAGGAGCCGGUGGCGACACGCAGGUUCCGAUGUCCCCCAAGACCUCGAGUCCCUCCGAAAGCGAGCAUGGCGGAAACGAACACUAUCAGAUCUCCUCGAUCGCGGAGGACGCCAGCGAGCAGGGGGAUUCUGAGGAGGACGAUCAGGCAUUUGGGGGCGAGCCGAUCAAAAGAGUGGAGUCUGGCCGGUUCGGCAGAGAUGGCGUAGCGUUGUCACCGACGAUCAUGAUGGAGCCCGCACCGAACGCACGGCACCAUCGACCCAUCGCACCGCUCAGUCCAUCGCGGUCCAUGGGUGGAGGAUCAUCGCAUCGUCGGGCUUCCCUCCCCGACGACAUCAAAUUCUACCUCGAUUACCACAAGGAAAACAUUUCCUAUCACCAUUACUUCUUCAAGUUCGAUGACACCGACUUCAUCCAUGGCACGAUGGUCGACAUCGCACUGAGCGACACUUCCCCGGCUCUCUUGUCAAGCAUCGUCGCCUUCGCGGCAUAUCACCAUUCCUGCGCGCAGAAAAACAUGAGGCAAUCCAUGUUUCUGGAAUACUACAACCGAUCGAUCACAGCUUUGUUCCAACUGGUGGCGAGCAAGCGACAUGACGUCGCAGCGCUGUUGGCGAUCCUACAGCUGGCCACCAUCGAGGAAUACCUCGGCGAUUGGAUGAACUUGUUGAGUCAUCAGCGUGCCGCCAAGGUCGUUCUCGCCGAACUGUUCACGCCCGAGUCAUCCGUCCAAGACGAGACGCGUCGGAAGAUAGUGGCGUGGUAUUGCCGUUUUGACAUCACUGCGGGCUUGAUGUCGGGGAGUCAUACGGCGUUGGGUCGCGAUUGGUGUACUGUCUUGCAUGAGUUUUAUCAACAGGAAGCUGCUGUCCGCCCCGGCGAUCCCUCUGCGUUUUUCAAAUCGUGUUUCACUAAGACGCGCGUGUUGGCCGCCGACGUGACCAUCCUGUUCGCCGAGCGGAAGCGGGGGACCAUCAGCGACGGGCAGUUCGUCGACGAAUACAAAAGACUCCUGCUGGAAUUUGCCACGACCUCGGAGGUCCUGGAGCGCGCUUUCCUCGACUCGGCGCAAUUCGUCCCGGCCUUCCCCAGGGCACCACCGCCCAGCCAAGAUGACGUUUCCGACUUUCGGGAUCCAAGAUUCCUCUAUGCGGGCGAGCUCGCCCCCCUGAACUUCGUCCUAUUGGAUUUUUGGUCGGUCGAGCUGACGUUCAAGUAUCAAGUGUGCCUCACACAAGCCCGAGCCCCUUCUCAAGAAUGCAAAGCGCUGGCGUUGAAGAUCUGCAAGUUGUUCGAAGCGCUGCAGUACGGCGACCCGGGGCCAGUGGGCGGCAUCGUGGGCGCACAAGCCGGCUUGGGCAUCGCGGCGCUGUGUCUGCCAAGCGACGACAAACACACAUGGUGGCUCCGCCGGAAAUUUGCGGCCGUCGAGGAACACGGGUACAUCUACGCGCAAAGUUACCACACGCGGAUGAGUGAUGUCCGCGGAACAGAUAUGACGGACUCCUGGCUGCCGCAGAACGAUGAGACCGCUCGCCUCGCAGCUAGCAUCCGAGACUUCGUCAAAUAUCGCGCCACCCAACCCAAGGACGAAGCGAGUUUCGGCGUGCGAGACAUGACCGGCUUCUUCCAGACGAUGAAUCUGUCGCCGACCGCUGGGUGAGGCGAAACAUGUCGACGAAUUGGUGCGGGUGUGGCACAGAUGGUCGCCGCUGAUGGACGGCGGGAACUGGUUGAAUCCUGUAUAGCUGCUGACGCUCUCGAUCGGAACGUCAAGGCGUCAGCGUUUAUGAUUAAUGAUUGAAUGUAUAUCCUUCGAAGAUUCUCUGAAUGCACCUGUUCGAACGAUCCGCG
Dissoconium aciculare CBS 342.82 is the source of this 2515-nucleotide messenger RNA. RefSeq lists its product as uncharacterized. Gene Ontology annotation, cellular component: nucleus. Gene Ontology annotation, biological process: positive regulation of transcription by RNA polymerase II. NCBI's taxonomy places the organism in Eukaryota, Fungi, Ascomycota, Dothideomycetes, Mycosphaerellales, Dissoconiaceae. The coding region runs from base 291 to 2324 and encodes 677 amino acids. The transcript has 6 exons. The record is from RefSeq and is a predicted model, not a curated record. Gene Ontology annotation, molecular function: DNA-binding transcription factor activity, RNA polymerase II-specific; transcription cis-regulatory region binding; zinc ion binding.